Messenger RNA from Lachancea dasiensis, 1407 nucleotides. The record is from the annotation of a GenBank genome assembly. Lineage: Eukaryota; Fungi; Ascomycota; Saccharomycetes; Saccharomycetales; Saccharomycetaceae.
AUGGAGACAAGUGAAGAUUUACCGAGCUCCAAUGGAAACGAUGUGGUUGGAGUUAACAAACUGGGUCAGAAGUCAGGAUCAAACGACUUUGUACGCAAGCUGUUCAAAAUCUUAGAAAGUGGAGAAUACACCAAUAUAGUGCAGUGGACUGAUGACGGUGACAGUUUUGUUGUGCGGGAUACUAAUGCCUUUACUACCCAAAUUUUGCCGCAGCAUUUCAAGCAUUCCAACUUUUCUAGCUUUGUGCGGCAGCUAAAUAAGUACGACUUCCACAAAAUAAAACGAACGACCGAAGAGAAGCAAAACUCGCAAUAUGGUGAGCAUAGUUGGGAGUUCAAACAUCCAAAUUUCCGCAUCCAUGAUGAAGAGCAACUUGAUAAUAUCAAAAGAAAAUCCGCCGUGCAGAGAAAAAUAAUGUUGGAUGACAACGUUAUGUUGGUCAAGAACCAAAACUCUAAUGACAAUGGAGUCAGCAGUCAGUUCGACUCUGCUGCCGAGAUGAUAUUGAACAAUACGGUUAACAAGCCUAAAUUUCACCAGUUGAAGCGCAAAGUUGAAGCGUUAGGCCAAGAGGUGAGUUAUCUGAAGAACGAAAACUACGAAUUGAAACUCGGCUAUCAAAAAUCACAGUCUCGAUAUAAUACUCUAAUGGAAAACCUCAUAUCCACGAGAGAGUUCAGUAACAUGCUGGUCACCAAUUUAAACAUCCUUAUCAACAGUUUAACUUCACAGGGACUGGAAAUUCCUGGUAACUUAACAUUCAAUGCCACAAUGCCGAUUGUGCGCCCAGUCCAGGACGCACAAUCCCCACAAAUGAGCUCUGUGGUUCCUACACUUCCCCUACGAAAGCCGUCAAGUAUGGAAUCAGGUCCAUCUUCCACUACCCCCCAAGUGAUAUCAGAUCAUCCGAUACUACGACCAGGGUUUCACGUUUUACUUGUGGAAGACGAUUCUAUUUGCAUCCAGUUAUGUUCCAAAUUCUUAAUGAAAUAUGGCUGUACUGUGGAGGUGGUGACAGAUGGCUUAUCAGCUAUUUCCACUUUAGAGAAGUUCCGUUUCGAUCUAGUACUGAUGGACAUCGUUAUGCCUAGUUUAGACGGAGCCACUGCCACCUCCAUUGUCCGGAGUUUCGAUAAUCAUACACCCAUAAUUGCUAUGACGGGAAAUAUCGAGGACCAAGAUUUAGUCACCUAUUUACAACAUGGGAUGAACGACAUUUUGGCGAAGCCGUUCACCAAAGACGAUCUGCAUUCGAUGCUAAUUAGAUAUCUGCGAAACAGAGUACCUCUUUCUGAGCAAAGAGCUGGCUCGCUAUCGAAAAAUCCUCAGUCACCCCCGUUACCGCAUGACAACGAUGUCACAAAUUUAAUUCGUGAAGAGCCGCCUAUAAAAAAACAACGCGUUUAG